Messenger RNA from Budorcas taxicolor (takin), 1104 nucleotides. It is a transcript of the gene CCR9, whose product is annotated as C-C motif chemokine receptor 9. Bases 1 to 1104 code for a protein of 367 amino acids. Gene Ontology annotation, molecular function: C-C chemokine receptor activity. The record is from RefSeq and is a predicted model, not a curated record. The transcript has 2 exons. Gene Ontology annotation, cellular component: membrane. Gene Ontology annotation, biological process: G protein-coupled receptor signaling pathway; immune response; chemotaxis. NCBI's taxonomy places the organism in Eukaryota, Metazoa, Chordata, Mammalia, Artiodactyla, Bovidae.
AUGGUCCCCACGGAAGCCACAAGCCUAAUCCUUAACCCGUCAGAUGACUACGGCUACGAUGGCACGCCGCCCAUGGAGUAUGACACCAACUUGACGGACUACUUCUGUGAGAAAAGCCACGUCAGGCAGUUUGCGGGCCACUUCCUCCCGCCCCUGUACUGGCUCGUGUUCAUCGUGGGCGCCGUGGGCAACAGCCUCGUCAUCCUGGUCUACUGGUACUGCACGAGAGUGAAGACCAUGACUGACAUGUUCCUUCUCAAUUUGGCCAUCGCUGACCUUCUCUUUCUCACCACCCUGCCCUUCUGGGCCAUUGCCGCCGCUGACCAGUGGAAAUUCCAGACCUUCAUGUGCAAGGUGGUCAACAGCAUGUACAAGAUGAACUUCUACAGCUGCGUGCUGCUCAUCAUGUGCAUCAGUGUGGACAGGUACAUCGCCAUCGCGCAGGCCAUGAGGGCGCAGAUGUGGAGGCAGAAAAGGCUCCUGUACAGCAAGAUGGCCUGCUUUACCAUCUGGGUGAUGGCGGCCGCGCUCUGCCUCCCGGAACUCCUGUACAGCCAAGUCAAGGAUGAACACGGAAUUGCUAUCUGCACCGUGGUCUACUCCAGCAAUGAGAGUACCAAACUCAAGUCGGCUGUCUUGACCCUGAAGGUCAUCCUGGGCUUCUUCCUCCCCUUUGUGGUCAUGGCUUGCUGCUACACCAUCAUCAUCCACACCCUGAUCCAGGCCAAGAAGUCCUCCAAGCACAAGGCCCUCAAGGUGACCAUCACUGUGCUCACCGUCUUCGUCCUGUCUCAGUUCCCCCACAACUGCGUUCUGCUGGUGCAGACCAUCGAUGCCUAUGCCACGUUCAUCUCCAGCUGUGCCCUCUCCAUCAAAAUUGACAUCUGCUUCCAGGUCACUCAGACCGUGGCCUUUUUCCACAGUUGCCUGAACCCUGUUCUCUACGUUUUUGUGGGUGAGAGGUUCCGCCGGGAUCUUGUGAAGACCCUGAAGAACCUGGGCUGCAUCAGCCAGGCUCAGUGGGUUUCAUUCACGAGGAGAGAGGGAAGCCUGAAACUGUCAUCUAUGCUGCUGGAGACAACCUCAGGGGCUCUCUCCUUCUGA